Molecule: messenger RNA, 3725 nt
Organism: Ipomoea nil (Japanese morning glory)
Lineage: Eukaryota; Viridiplantae; Streptophyta; Magnoliopsida; Solanales; Convolvulaceae
Product: zinc finger CCCH domain-containing protein 55-like
Exons: 5
Coding region: 222-3059 (945 amino acids)
Molecular function (GO): metal ion binding
Source: RefSeq, a predicted model, not a curated record
UUUAAGAGUAAGGCUGCGAAGACUUGUGCUGUAGUCGGUCAAUACCCAAACCCACACCGCACUCUCAACUCUACAAAACCCUCUCAAUCAGCUUCUCUGCGGAAAACCAUAAGAACAGCGAAAACGGAGGAAAACAACCCGUAUUCUAUGCCUUCGAUCUCUCUCUCUCAACCCUCUCUAUCACCACAGAUCAUGCUGUACUUGGGGAGAUAAUAUCACUGAUGCUUGUAAACAAGGGUGUUAUGGGUGAAAGUGUGAGAAAGCGCAGAUCUAUGUGGGACACUGAAGAAAAUUUCUCUCGUCAUGAGUUGAAUGCCAAAAAUGCAUGGGUUGGGAAGUGUGACUAUCCCAGUCAUGAUGGAAGAAGUUAUCAGGAGCAGGUUUCUUCAAAAACUGAUAAUUCAUCCAAACGGCAUUCUGGCUGGAACCACUCACCACAAAAUAGUCUUCUGCAAACAAGUCAAAGGAUCAGCAAAGAUGUAGAGCGACUUCCAGAAACUGAGGAGCAUAAAAGGGAAAAGUUUUAUCAUGAAAACAUGUCUCCAACUUUUGAUGGACGGAGGCAGCUAAGGAAUAGCCAGUUCCCUGAACAUGGUUUGAGUCAGUCUCGCAGGCAUCCAGGAAGAGGCAGGAGCAGGAGUCCUGGAAGGGCAAAAGGCAGAAGCAGAAGCCGCAGCUGGAGUAGGGACAGAAGAUGGAGGAGUAGAAGUAGAAGCAGGAGCAGGGACAAGGGAAAUUUAAGAGGCAGGAGUAGAAGUAGUUCUCCUCCAAAUUACAAAGGUGAUCCAUAUGGAUGGGAUGAUAGACAGAUAGGAUCUCGAAUGUCAUCUAAGGUCUGUAGAGAUUUUGCCAAUGGGAAGUGUAGGAGGGGUGGUGAAUGUUGGUUCUUUCAUCCAGAUAACUUCAAGAACAGGGAUGGAUAUUCGUCAGAGUACAACUUGUCUGAAAGAUGGGGUAGCAGGAAUGAGAAUGGAGAUGCCUCAAGAUAUGCUGAUACUGAAGCACUUGAAGUCCAUUUUCGGGGUAAGAUUCCUGAUGCCUAUAAUAUAGAGCAUGAACACCCCAGGAACAACAGAAGUAUGAUUCCUUGCAAGGAUUUUGUCAAAGGUAAGUGUCGCUGGGGAGCAUCAUGCAGAUUUUCUCAUUCUGGUACUUCUGGUCACAACUAUGAUAGUAGCAUUAGGAAUGCAUCCUCUGAUUAUGAUCGGGAGCAUGAACCAAGUAAAACUAGUAAACCUUUGUGCAAGUAUUUUGUGGCUGGAAAGUGCUAUAGUGAAAACUGCAAAUUUUCUCACGAUGGCCCUACACCUAGCAAUGUUGAAAUGAGGCCCUCUGAUGACAUAGGUGGCCACAGAUUGGAUGAGAAGAGUGACAGCUGGGUUUGCCCAAAAUGGAAUGAUGCAGAAAUGGACUCAAGCUUCGUGAGGGCUUCUAGGCGAGGUGAGAAUGUUGCAAAAUCAGACAAUUCAGGUGCAGUUGAUACUGAUAGACUUAAUCAUAUUGGGGAUCAUAGCAUUGCUGACACAAACAAGCUGUGGAAUAAACCAGUGUGGGAUGAUACAGCUAGGGCCUCAAACCUUGAGAAGAAUAGUGAGUGGGAUGACACUGCUUUGAGGACAAAUCCUACAGUUACUGUAUCUGUUGAUCAGACCAAUAGUAGAUGGACCUAUAGUUUAGAAAAUGAGAGAGCUAUCUGGCAAAAUACUGCUUCCUGCGAGGGAAGAGAUGCUACUCCUAAUGUUAUAGCAGCAAAGACUUCUGAAUCUAUUCUGGAAAAUUUAACCAACAAUGAAGAAAAUAAUAUACUUUCUCAAGCUUCACAAUUCCGAAAUUUGAAUGGAAGUUCAAUUCAUGGUGAAAGGCUGGACACAAUGAAAGAAACUUCAGGCAUCAUUCUUUCCACCAAAGUCAUGCAGCCUUGUCUAUCUUCAAAUCGUUUUCAGUCAUAUCCUUUUGAGGACAGUGGCAAGACAAUUAUCUCUAAUGUGUCAAAUGAUUUAAACAACUCUAGACAGAGUAUCCAUCCAGUUUCAUUGCCUGAACAAAGCUUUAAUGAAACUAGUGAAAUGGCUAGCCGAGGCUCUGAAUAUUCUUCAUUUUUGGAUGGAGCUGCCCAAGGUGAGGCUAGGCUGCAUGCUAUCCCUUCAAAUGGACAUGGCAUUAGGUCAAAUGAGAUCAGACAGAGCUGUCAGAAAGAAGCUGCCACCAGACCGGAGGUGCUAGAGUUAAGUGCCCUGCAAAAUCUUUCUGGUGCUAUAUUCAGUUUGCAAACAAGUCAACUGCAUGGUUCUUUGGCUUCUCUCACCAAGAAAUUUGAGCAUGAGCCAGCAAAAUCUCAACUACAUGCAGUUCUUCCUUCAGUUGUCCCUUCUGAUUCCAACUCUGAACUACUUCCCACAUACAAUGCUGUGUAUACCCAGCCUAAUCCAAUUAUAAAUACUCCAGAUCUAUGUCAUGCCCAUAGUGAUGGAUUUCAGUGGGGUACACCUGGCAACUAUGUAAUGCCAGCUGCCAAUGCUUCCUAUUUGGAUAAACAGGAAACUAGUGUUUCUCUUAAACAAUCAAAUGAAUUAUCUGCCUUGAAUUCUGAAAAUGGAAACAUAGAUAAAUUUGGUGAUUCAAAUGUGGAGUACACCAAGGAUCUAUGUUUGAAGCUACAGGAGGCUGUUGCAAAAUCAGAAGUAAAGAGAAACAAUAAACUAGUUGCCAAAGAAUGCGACGAUGGGCAAGAAAAUAAGAAUUCCCAUAAUGCCAAUGGCCACAGCAAGGAUGAAGAGGUAAAUGGUAACAAAGAUGAUAAGGUGAUCCGGUUGUUCAAGAAUUCUCUUAUAGAGUUUGUUAAGGAGAUCCUGAAGCCCACUUGGAAAGAAGGUCGGAUGAGCAGAGAAGUACACAAGACUAUUGUUAAGAAGGUGGUUGAUAAAGUGACAGGCAGUAUUCAAGGAGAUCAUUUCCCUAAAACACAAGACAAAAUUGAGCAAUAUCUGUCCAAUUCCAAAGCCAAAAUUAACAAACUGGCACAGGCAUAUGUGGAGCGAUCUCUAAAGGCCAACACUUGAAAUGCAUAUAGUUGAUGUUGAAACAAGAUGGACACAAGUACAGAACCCAAAGUUCACAAGGUGAAGGUGAAGGCAAAGGUUGUUCUCUACUGUGAUUUGGAACAUAGGUAGGUAAAUUAUAGAAGAAAGCACUCUUAAAAAGAGUUAAUACCAUAUGAAGUCUUCUAAGUAUAAUUAUUUUGUUAUGUUUAGUUUUAAACUUUUAAACUGACCACCUGUGAUCUUUCGACUUUCAUAUUGUUACCAUCCGUGGUCCAAGUAACCACUCAUGGUCUUUCAACUUUCAAAAUUUAACUAGUCUUGGUCUUUCUAGGGUUAGGGCUGGUUAAAUUUUGAAAGUUGAAGAAUCAUGGGUAAUUCCUUGGACCACAGAUGGUAACAAUUUGAAAGUCAAAGGACCAUGGGUAAUCAAUUUGAAAAUUUAAGACUAAAUAUAAGACUAAAUAUGACAAAAUCACUAUACUCCGAGGACCUCAUAUUACAUUGAUGUAUUAAACUAACCUUUUUAGGUAAUUAACUAGGUUGGUUUUGUAGGACUGGAUACCCUUUUGCAAGAUCAGUAUUCGCACUUGGGUUUUAGUUUAGUGUCUCAUUUAUGUAUCUUAUCUUGUAGCAAUAACUCGUUGAUGCAUUGAUGUGUACUCCCCGUAUCAUUUUGCUUGUCUA